Aspergillus niger is the source of this 366-nucleotide messenger RNA. RefSeq lists its product as hypothetical. The coding region runs from base 1 to 366 and encodes 121 amino acids. The transcript has 2 exons. Lineage: Eukaryota; Fungi; Ascomycota; Eurotiomycetes; Eurotiales; Aspergillaceae. The record is from RefSeq and is a predicted model, not a curated record.
AUGAUGCAACGAGGCACAAAAUUCCAUGUAAACCAGGGUCAAAAUGCCGUGAAACAAAGCGAGAACAGACACAACAAGGCAGAUACCGCCUCUAUUUGGAGUGACACGUGUCGCGAGGCAGUUCCUUACGCCAAAGUAGCAAUUGAAGGCUAUGCAUGCACCGGCGCAGGAAGGUCAGGCUACCUGCAUACGCAGCAUCCAGUGACAGGGAGAGUCUGUGUGGUACGCACCGAUGGCUGCAGUAAUAGCACAGGGCAAACCGGAGUCCAAUCUGAUAACGGCAAGGGCGGCCGGCGACGCCGUGCGAGUUUCAUUCUUAUUGGAGUGGCAGCAUAUGCUGGAUCGGGAAUUGUCCCACUUGUUUAG